AAAGGAGACCUAGCAAUUCGAAACCUAACUAGAAAAAUUCCAUUAGAGAACCCUGUAGCUAUAACAAGUAAUCGUUUGAGAAAACAAAUUGCCACCGUCAUGCAGAUAUUAAGCCUGUCCAAAGAUGAUAUUAAACAGUUUUCCAACUUCAUGGGUCACACAGUUAAAACCCAUGAAGAAUUUUAUGAGCUUCCAGUUGAUGUCUAUCAGACAGCAAAGGUGUCAAAGCUUUUGUUGAUGAUUGAAAAUGGAGUGCCAAUAGAACAUAGAGGAAAAUCCUUAUCAGAGAUUGAGAUCGAUUGUAAAUAUGCCGAAGAAAACGAUAUGAAAUCUUUAGCAAAUCACCACGACGAUGGACUUGUAACUGAGGAAAUUGAGGAGAAUAACGAAAAAGAAGAUAGCGACCAAGAAACGGAAGAUGGAAAGGAGGUAGCAGAAAUGAAUGAAAAGAAGAGGAAACGAAUGAAAUUUAUCCGGCGAAAGGAACAGCCGAAAUACAGAGAAAAAUACACUGACUCAAACAUAGAUGACAGAUCCAAGACCAAAAUAGAGGAAAUGAAGAAUAUUGGACAGGAAAAGGCUGAAGAAUAUUUUGAAGGCAGGAAAAAGAGAAAGAGUGAAAAAUGGUCUCCAAAUGAAGUCUCCCUGUUAAAGAAAACCUUUCAAAAAUACUUGAUUAAGGGCUCAUACCCUUCAACGGAAGAAAUAAGAAAAUUUUUAAACAAGAAUUGCAUUGAUAGGAAGCCAGUGGUGGUAAAAGCAAAGCUUCAGCAUUUGAGAAAGCUUCAACAGUCGCAGAAGUAGUCAUGGUUGCAAUAAAAUAAUGUUCAAUAGAGAUUCGUGUUCAUUUAUAAAAAAAGUUGUAAGUUCGUUUUAAAGUUGCUAUAGAGUAAUGAUUCACCCGAUGUCUAGUUUUUUUACGUUAUUAUACUUUUAACCUUAACUGUUGUUUAUUUAUUAAAAUUAAAACCAUCAAACAAUGGCAUUCUCCUUAAUGAAGAAUAAGCAAUUGUUAAGUAACAUUAGGUAUUUAUCCCAAAUCAAACAUUAAAACUAUUUUAUUUAACAAGUGUAUGAACUGAGUAAAUGGCAACAGCGCGAGAGGUUUCAACGUACGCUCAGUCUAAUAAAUAUAAGGAGGUAAGAGCUACCUGAUUUUAAAAAAUAAAAUAUUUUAGAAAAGUGUUUCCCCUCUAAUG
Messenger RNA from Agrilus planipennis (emerald ash borer), 1199 nucleotides. RefSeq lists its product as uncharacterized. Bases 100 to 804 code for a protein of 234 amino acids. The record is from RefSeq and is a predicted model, not a curated record. The transcript has 3 exons. Lineage: Eukaryota; Metazoa; Arthropoda; Insecta; Coleoptera; Buprestidae.